AUGCUUCGCUCAUCACUGUCGCGUAUAGCAUCGCGGCCGUCGCUCUUGCACUGUAGACCGUAUGCAUUAUCAAGGUUUCCUGACCGAAAGCCGGUGGGUACUGGCAGGACCAAAUCACCUCCGUCGCCACAACGAACACCUCAGGCCCCCGCCCCACCCGAACACGCCGACCAAUAUGGCUCGGAAGAACGUCCGUCAGCAGAGGAGUCUCCACUAUGGGAGGAAAGUCGAAAGAUAAUCGGUAGUGAUCCAGAGGAAGGGUUGAUGCGCCUUCUCUUAGAAAGCAAUUCGCUCGUCGUGACUAGACAAAUCGAAAUGCUGAAUAUCUUCAUCGGUUUUGAGCAGACAAAUAAAUAUUCCAUCGCGAACGAAGAGGGAGAACCCCUGGGUUUCAUAGCAGAAGAGCCUCGCGGUUUUCUCGCUCAAUUCUCUCGCCAAAUAUUUAGAACUCAUCGUCCUUUCCGCGCGAUUAUCAUGGACAGAGAGGGGACACCCGUUCUCUGGAUCCGAAGGCCUUUCGAUUGGAUUAACUCCCGGAUGUUUGUGUCCUCGCUGAAAGACUUCCAUGAGUACGCUGAAGACGGUCAACCUGUCCUUGACACAUUUUCCGAAGUACAACAGCGCUGGCAUCCCUGGCGGCGACGAUACGACCUUUUCCUUCGAGACAAGCCUCGCAGAAUUCUUUCCACAACCGACGAACCCCAGCCCGAACCAGACUUGGACCAGUUUACUCAGUUUGCUAAGAUUGACGAAGGGCUUUGGGCCUGGAAUUUCGCUCUGCGUGACGAGCAAGGUGAUGAGAUCGCUAGCGUGAACCGACAGUUCCGUGGAUUCGGUCGUGAGAUUUUCACAGACACGGGCCAAUACUUCGUCAACUUCACCCCUCAGAUGCUCAGGAUAGAUGAGCAGGGAGCUUUACAUCCACCUGUCAUCAAACGAGAGCUGGACCUACGAGAGCGUGCGCUCGUCUUAGCCAUGGCAGUGAAUGUGGAUUUCGACUACUUUUCGAGGCACUCGGAAGGAGGGUGA
Messenger RNA from Stereum hirsutum FP-91666 SS1, 1029 nucleotides. Its product is annotated as Scramblase-domain-containing protein. Gene Ontology annotation, biological process: plasma membrane phospholipid scrambling. The transcript is spliced from 8 exons. Bases 1 to 1029 code for a protein of 342 amino acids. NCBI's taxonomy places the organism in Eukaryota, Fungi, Basidiomycota, Agaricomycetes, Russulales, Stereaceae. Gene Ontology annotation, cellular component: plasma membrane. Gene Ontology annotation, molecular function: phospholipid scramblase activity. The record is from RefSeq and is a predicted model, not a curated record.